GAGCUUUUUUUUUUUUUUUUUUACCACAACCAGCGAGGAAGGAAAAGAGACAGAAAACAGAAAAAGUGACAAAACCAGACGGUUUGUAAAAUGUCUAAAGUCCAAAGGCUGACAGCUUUGGUGGAGGAGCGGCUGACUGCGGUUGUUGAAGACAUAUAUGUGCUGUUUGAAAGAAUCAUAGCCGAGUAUGAGGAGGAACUGUGUCGCUCCAAACAGGAGAACGAGAGGAACCAACGGCUCCUGGAAUCGACUCUGAGUCCUCAGAGCCCGAGAGUCGUGCUGACCAGAGCCGGUGUCCACAUGUCCUCUCUGAGUCCUGGUCUCAGUCAGAAACAGGAAAUCCCAGAGACUCCACAGAUUAAAGAGGAGCCAGAAGAACAGCACGUCAAACAGGAGGAAGAGGAGCUGCAAGUGUCUGUCCCUGAUGGCUGUGUGAAGACAGAAGAGUCCUCACUGCUUCAAAAAAAAGAAACUGAUCACAGAGAGGACAUCAGCUCACAGACACAUGUCCACAGAGAGGACACACAGGGAAAGGACAUCGGCUCACAGACACAUGUCCACCUCAAGACUGAGGAAGACACAGAGCACUCUUCUGACACUAACAGUGAUGAAGACUGGAGUGCUCCAAUCGGCUCGUCAGCUGCAGAGAUGGAGACAGAUGCAGAUGGAGACCACUACAGCCAAGUCCAGAUCAGAGCCAAAAGCACCACUGCACCAAACUCAAGUCUAUCCCCCAAAUACAAGUCUGCACCAGAGACCAGAGCCACUGUGGACAAUGGGGACGUGUCAGGAACAGCCGAAGGAACUGUAGAGAAGAAACACCAGUGCUCUGUUUGUAAAAAGAGAUUUGGCUUAAAAAUCGGUUUAAUAACACACUUUAGAAUUCACACAGGAGAGAAACCUUACAGCUGUUCUGUCUGUGAGAAAGCAUUUAAUCAAAAGAGUCAUUUCACAAAACACAUGAGAAUACACACAGGAGACAAGCCUUACAGGUGUUCUCUCUGUGAGAAAGCAUUUACUCAAAAGUAUAAUCUCACAUACCACAUAAGAACACACACAGGAGAAAAACCUUACAGGUGUUCUCUCUGUGAGAAAGCAUUUAUUGAAAAGUAUGGUCUCACACUACACAUGAGAACACACACAGGAGAAAAACCUUACAGGUGUUCUUUCUGUGAGAAAGCUUUUACUGCUAAAGCUUAUCUCAUAAAACAUGAGAUGAAACACACAGGUGACAAACCAUACAGGUAAUUUCUCUGUGAGAAAGCAUUUAUUCAAUAGAGUAAUUUUAUUCACCACAUAAAAACACACACAGGAGACAAACCUUACAGCUGUUCUGUCUGUGAGAAAGCAUUUAUUCAAAAGAGUAAUCUUACUUACCACAUGAGAACACACACAGGAGACAAACCUUACAGCUGUUCUGCCCAGAGCAUUGAUCUGAAAAUACAUACAAAAAGUUGCACAGGAGAGAAAUAGUUUAAAAUAAAGUCUAACAAGCCUCAAACAGAGCAGUGCCUACAGUUAGCAUCACACCACCAGGGAAUGUUGAUGACAUCAGCUGCACAGUAUCAUUUGAUCUUAGUUGAGUCGAUGUUUAAACCUGUAUCUGUAUUUAUUAGUCAAGUAACUGUUUGUUUACUUGAGUAUCAUUUUUCAGUUCUAUUUCUACCAAUGUAGGGCUGAAGGAUUUAGGGAUUUUUUAUGUUUUAAUAAUAUAAAUCUGUUCAAAAUUCAUAUUUUAAUCAGAGGAAUUGCCAAAAAGACUGAAAUCUGAACUGACAAACUAAUGCAUGGGAAUAUGAAAGAAAGUUAAAAUCACGUUCUAUUGUGUAAAUAAAGAGUGUUUUUAUUAUU
This is a messenger RNA of Periophthalmus magnuspinnatus, 1851 nucleotides long. RefSeq names its product zinc finger and SCAN domain-containing protein 2-like. Bases 91 to 1248 code for a protein of 385 amino acids. NCBI's taxonomy places the organism in Eukaryota, Metazoa, Chordata, Actinopteri, Gobiiformes, Gobiidae. The record is from RefSeq and is a predicted model, not a curated record. The transcript has 3 exons. Gene Ontology annotation, cellular component: nucleus.